AACUACAAAAUGCUUAUGAAUGGCUCGAGGAAGAUGACAAACCAUGCAGAUCCUAAUCAAAUCAACAAUAACUGGGAUGUAAUGAAAUAAACCAGAUUUUCAAGGGACCCACAGGACCCAGCAUCCCAGGACCAGACACGCGGGGGACACCCCAGAGGUUCAGGAUCCAUGCCACCGCAGUGCGAUACGAUUGGUUCAUGCGAGCUCAUGCGAGCGGCGUCACACAUUGAAUGCCUGCCUCCCUCGUCGCGGAGUCCAGUCUGGUCCAUCGACGGUCAGGAGGCACUGAGAGAGGAUCGGGGCAGAGUACGAUCACAGGUCCCUGUCACCUGUAUUAUAGACACCAGCCAGAGCACCGGCAGACCCAGGCAACCGGAGCAGUGUCCUUCAAGUCAAGUGGCAGUCCUGCCCCCCUCCUCAGCGGAUUCCUGGUUGGUCGUCCAUCUUACCAACCAGAUAUUAUCUGCAUCCACGAGUCUGUCCAGUCCCCGCUGAGCUCACUUCAGUAUUCGUUUGGAGGCCAGUCCAGCGCUUCAAGCUGGACGGUGGAGAGACGAGUGGGGCCGAGGGCCCGGCAUUUGUGUUGCGACAUAGAACUUCAAAUCUCAUAGCACAACACACCACAGAGUGCACGCCUACAGAUCCCAUGAGUCCACGGGAGAAAGGAGACUUGCCCACCUCAGGUUCUUCAACCAGUCACCUCAGCACCGCAGAGUGCCCUUCACACAGUGGGAGCGUCCCAGAGUGCGACGAAGAGAGAAGGGUCAACGAAGAGGAUGGCAGAGGAAGAAAAGAAGAGGAAAGCGAACAGGAGGAGGAUGAGAAAAGCAGCGAUGAAGGCUUCAUGGGAAUGACACCGCUGCUGCAAGCGCACCAUGCCAUGGAGAAGAUGGAGGAGUUUGUACACAAGGUGUGGGAGGGUCGGUGGCGCGUCAUACCUCACGACGUUCUACCCGAUUGGCUGAAGGACAACGACUUCCUGCUUCACGGCCACAGGCCGCCCAUGCCUUCGUUUCGCGCCUGCUUCAAGAGCAUCUUCAGAAUCCACACUGAGACAGGAAACAUCUGGACACACCUGAUAGGCUGUUUGUUUUUCCUCUGUCUGGGUCUGAUGUACAUGUUCAGACCCAACAUGUCUUUUGUGGCUCCAGUCCAAGAGAAGGUGGUAAUUGGGAUGUUUUUCCUGGGAGCCAUCCUCUGCCUCUCAUUCUCCUGGCUCUUCCACACAGUCUACUGCCACUCCGAGGGCGUGUCCAGAGUCUUCUCCAAGUUGGACUACAGUGGGAUCGCCUUCCUGAUCAUGGGCUCCUUCGUCCCCUGGUUGUAUUAUUCCUUCUACUGCUCCCCUCAGCCCUGCUUCAUCUACCUGAUAGUGGUGUGUGUACUAGGACUGGCCGCCAUCACCGUCUCCCAGUGCGACUUCUUCGCCACGCCACAGUACAGAGGAGUCAGAGCAGGUGUGUUUGUGGGUCUGGGUCUGAGCGGCGUGGUUCCCACCCUGCACUUUGUCAUCAGUGAGGGUCUGAUCAAGGCGACCACCAUCGGCCAGAUGGGCUGGCUGUUCCUCAUGGCGACGCUCUACAUCACUGGAGCCUGUCUGUACGCCGCUCGCAUCCCCGAGAGGUUCUUCCCCGGCAAGUGUGACAUCUGGUUUCACUCCCAUCAGUUGUUCCACAUCUUGGUGGUCGCCGGGGCUUUCGUUCACUUUCACGGCGUCUCCAACCUGCAGGAGUUUCGCUACACGGCUGGGGCGGGCUGCACCGAGGACGGCAAUCUGUAACACAUACUGACUCACUCAUCAUUCACUGACGCAGUUUUCGAGGGAGGCACUGUUUCUAAUAUGCACCGAUGUACACACACACACACACACACACACACACACACACACACACACACACACACACACACACACUCACUCUACCCUCGAACUGCAGACCGAAGUGGCUUGUCCUUCUCAGCGAGGACGCGAUUAAAACUAACUGACGAGAGGUUUUCUUCUCUUUCUGUCUGUUGUCCUCUGGCUCAAGUUUGCUUUGACUAUAAAACCACUUCUGUGACAGCGUGUUUUAUAAAAACAGUUUGAGACUCUUUCCAGGGAGCACCUCCUCUUGUUCAGGAGGCUACGAGUCAUUCAGAGCCUCCCCGCGUUCUCUUCUAGGAUUUAUGGUUUGGUUUCCAGCAGAAGCAUAAUUCAUGCUUUAUUAAAAAAAAAAAAAAAACAUUUUUGGGGUAUUUUUUCUUUUUUGCUGAAUGCUGUUUUCUAAGUCACCUUUUUAGAGGACUCAAACAUGCAACAAUGAAAAAGAAUUGAGUGGAAAAUUGAUUCUUUCCUUCAUUGGGAAGCUUUGCAAGUGUGGAUCAAAGGGUUAAUAGUCACUUUUAAAAAAUUUUCCAUGUAAAUAAGAUUUCUAAAUUUGGGUUAUAGAUUUGUAAGAAAUAUAUAUAAAAAAAAAGACAAAAAAUGAUGGCAAGAAUAAAUAUGAUAGAUGAUAAACCAAUUAGAGAUGAGGGGGAGAGGCGUUACUUCUAGACUUGUUGCAGUGUGCAGUGGGAGGCGCUUCAGUAACUUCCUGCCUGUAAGGAUCUGAGGGGAGGAGGUGGUUUAAAGGCACCUGAACGCACCGCGAGUCGGGUGUAAAACCUUUAAAUACAAACAGCGAGCGACACAGAGCUGAAAUCAGGCGUCGGAUUUGCGCUUAACAUCAAAAACUAUAAUUAUAUAUUUAUGAGGUAUCUGAAUAUGUAGCAUCAUUAUCUUCUUUGCCUGAUUGAGCUCAACUUAAAGCUUAUUUCUACGCCACCGCUAUACAUUUAUUUUUCUAUUCCUUAAAUGAUUUAUUGAAACUCAUAAAGGACACCUUUGAGAUAUUUUUGUAAACGCGGCCCCCGUAUUUGAUAAAACUGCCAUCAUUGCCGUACAGGUGCAGUUUGUUCUGGUCCUCUUCCUCCGUUACUCUUGAUGAUUCGGCUCCAUAGACGACGAGGCUAAAAUUAACAUUAAAUAAAAGCUUUUCUUUUCUUUCUUUCUUUCUUUUUUUUUUUUUUUUUGGACUUGUAUUUUCAAUUAUUCAUUGCUGUUAUCGCAGUUCAAGCUUUAAUUUCACAUAUUUUUGUUUUUCGUUUGCGUCAUUGGUUUGUUUGGUCAGAGGUCAUCAGUUGAGGUGAGGGCCGAAGCGCCCCUCCCUCCAAAUAUUACGACUUAAAGGGCUCAUAAAUCGUCUCAGAUGUUGUGAUUUAAUACAAGACGAACUUUCAAGUUAUACCAAAAUCUUACACCCUGCACAACAAAACACUUCUGAGCUUGUAUUCUAGGAGGGUGUACAAUUUUAGGUUUGCAAGUUCGAAACUGAGAGUUGAUCAAUAUUUUUCUUUAUCUCCAUCUUUUCUUUCUUUUCGCUAGUUUAUAUUAAAUUAUUUCUCUCUGGGAGGGCGUACUGUCUGUCGAAGCACACGGUUCGCUCUGAUGGGAGUGUUUGAUUGCAAUAGACCUUUAUAUCUGCUGUAUUGUUCUAAUAAAAAGGUUUUUGAAGCUGUCA
This is a messenger RNA of Archocentrus centrarchus (flier cichlid), 3536 nucleotides long. RefSeq names its product adiponectin receptor 2 (gene adipor2). The coding region runs from base 647 to 1780 and encodes 377 amino acids. Gene Ontology annotation, biological process: adiponectin-activated signaling pathway. The record is from RefSeq and is a predicted model, not a curated record. The transcript is spliced from 9 exons. Gene Ontology annotation, cellular component: plasma membrane. Gene Ontology annotation, molecular function: signaling receptor activity. NCBI's taxonomy places the organism in Eukaryota, Metazoa, Chordata, Actinopteri, Cichliformes, Cichlidae.